UUAUUGUCAAGAUUUUACUGUCAAAUAUAAAAUUUAAAAACUAAUAGUUUUUGGUUCUACAACGUUUGUUUAUUGAAAUUCUAUGACCCAAAAAAUAUAUUAUUAUUUUCAAAUUUUACCUUAAUUACUGUUAGUAGUGCAAAACAUUAUGGCAGCGGAUGCAAGUUCCAGGGCUAGAAAGGAUGACCCCGAAGAAGAAUAUGAUCCAUACUUACAUAGAAAUCUUCCGAGUCCUAACAAGAGCAUCGAAACCCUAGGUCAUCUAAUCAAAGGUAUUAUUGGUACCGGAAUUUUGGCAUUACCCGAAGGAUUUAAAUUGGCAGGAAUGAUAAACGGAAUAGUUUCUACCAUUCUUAUAGGUUUAUUGUCCACAUAUUGCCUACGAAUUUUGGUAAAAUCUCAAUACGAAUUAUGUAAAAAGAAGAGAGUAGGACUCUUAACAUAUCCUGAAUCUAUGGAAUAUGCUUGUGAAGUGGGUCCUAAAAUGUUUCAUGGAUUUGCCCCCUAUGCAGGGGCAAUCACAAAUUUCUUCCUGGUUACGUUUCAAGUUGGCACCUGUUGUGUAUAUGUGGUCUUCGUAGCAGUAAACAUCAAAUAUGUAGGUGACGAAUACACCAAUCCUCCAAUUGCUUUAACUUAUUACAUCUUAAUGUUUACUGUACCGUUUUUAUUGAUAAUAAUGGUUAGGAACCUAAAACAUUUUGCACCCUUCUCUAUUGUGGCAAAUCUAAUAACAUUAUUGACAAUUGGCGUUUGUGGCUACUAUAUGUUUCAAGAUUUACCACCAUUUUCAAGCCGCCCAGCUUUUGGAAAAGCAGGAGAUUAUGCUCUGUAUUUUGGAACAAGUCUUUUUUCACUACAGUCCAUUACGGUGGUUACAUCUGCAGAAAAUAAUAUGGCAAAUCCACGACAAUUUCUGACACCUUUUGGUGUUUUAAAUGUUGGAAUGGCUAUUGUGGUAGUUAUAUACAGUUUUUUUGCUGCAUCCGGAUAUUGGAAAUAUGGUGAAGAUAUUAAGUCCAGUAUAACUUUAAAUUUUCCUUCAUCUGAUGCAAUUGCUCAAUCUAUCAGAGUUUUAUAUUCCUCUGCUAUAUUUAUAUCGUAUGGUCUACAAGGAAUACCUGCUGUAUAUAUUAUAUAUCACGACUACGUUCUUCCACGAAUAGGAGAAGAUGCUACAAAACAAAAGAAGCUGACAUAUGAGUACGGUCUACGCUUGGGCCUAGUAAUAAUAUCAAUUGUUUUGGCUAUGUCAGUACCACUUCUAGGACAGAUAAUUUCAUUAGUUGGUGUAUUUUGUCUAUCGGCACUUGGAAUAACUUUUCCCGCAAUCAUUGAAAUGUCAGCACACUGGCCUGAUCGACUAGGUCCUGGAAGAAUUUGCCUGUGGAAAGAUCUUUUCAUAAUUAUCUUUGGUUUAUUCGGCCUUAUAGUUGGGACAUAUAGUUGUGUGUAUAACAUUGUUCAAGAAUUAAUUGUUAUGUAUCAAAAGUAGAACAACUGGAAGAGAUAUUUAGAAGAUUUUCGAUUUCAACUCUAUAAUCUAAUAUUGUCCUUUUAUAAAACUUGUAUCUUUAUAAAUUAUUAUACUCGUACCUAUUUU
Diabrotica balteata is the source of this 1603-nucleotide messenger RNA. The record is from the annotation of a GenBank genome assembly. Lineage: Eukaryota; Metazoa; Arthropoda; Insecta; Coleoptera; Chrysomelidae.